Colletotrichum higginsianum IMI 349063 is the source of this 1428-nucleotide messenger RNA. Its product is annotated as WD repeat domain-containing protein. The record is from RefSeq and is a predicted model, not a curated record. The transcript has 2 exons. NCBI's taxonomy places the organism in Eukaryota, Fungi, Ascomycota, Sordariomycetes, Glomerellales, Glomerellaceae. Gene Ontology annotation, cellular component: Set1C/COMPASS complex. Gene Ontology annotation, molecular function: protein binding. The coding region runs from base 1 to 1428 and encodes 475 amino acids.
AUGAAUUUCCUUCUCAGUAACGAAGAGAACGAGGCCAUUGCCGCCGUCGAAGCUAUCAAUGCCAUCAACAACACAAAUACAAUCCGAUCUGGUCACUCAACAUGUUUGCGCUUCAACCGGACAGGUGACCUCCUAGCCUCUGGUAGAGUGGACGGCACGGUGGUUAUCUGGGACAUUGAGACGAUGGGCGUGGCAAGGAAGAUGCGAGGUCAUCAUAGAAGCAUCACGUCUCUGAGUUGGUCGAGAUGCGGCCGCUACCUGCUGUCGGCGUGUCAAGGUUGGAAGGCCGUCUUGUGGGAUCUGAAAGACGGCAGGCGGUACCGUGAGGUUCGCUUUCGAGCCCCGGCGUACAUCGCGGAACUCAAUCCCUUUAAUCACCACCAGUUUGUCGCCUCCAUAUUCGAGGAGCAGCCGAUCCUCGUUGAUGUGUCAGAUGUAACCGAUGUCAAAUACCCCCUCAGCUCGGCGCCGAAACGACCCGACAUAGAUGGAGAGCCCACCGAGAAGCAGCUGAAGGAGGACGCGAAACAAAUGACGACCGUCACGAUUUUUACCUCUACAGGAGAGCACAUUCUGGCGGGAACAAAUAAGGGGUGGAUCAACGUCAUUGACGUCAAGACCAGAAAGACAAUAUACUCAGAGAAGCCCUGCAGUGGCGUCAUCACGACGUUGCGCCUCAACAACUCGGGACGAGUGCUGUUGAUCAAUGCGCAAGACCGCAUUGUCCGAACCUUCCACAUACCGAAUCUUGCCGCUGAGGACCUCGACCUUGACACGAUACACUUUACGGAGGAGCACAAAUUUUCGGAUCAAGUCAACAGGUUAUCGUGGAACCACGUUACGUUCAGCUCGGCGUCAGAGUACGUUGCGGCGUCAACAUACAACAAUCACGAGAUUUAUGUCUGGGAUAGGGGCAUGGGCAGCACAGGUCUCAUUAGAAUUCUGGACGGCCCUAAGGAAGAACAGGGAGUUGUGGAGUGGCACCCAGAGCGGCCGUUCAUCGCCACUUGUGGCCUCGAGACUGGAAGGGUAUACAUAUGGUCUGUCAUACCCGAGCAGAAGUGGUCUAGGCUCGCGCCCGACUUUGCGCAGGUCGAGGAGAACCAGGAGUAUGAGGAGAUGGAGGACGAGUUCGACAUCUACGGCCAGGAGGAGCUGCAGAAGAGACGACUGGACGCAGAAGACGAGGAUGUGGACGUCGUCACCUCGACCAUCGUCAACGGGCAUUCUGGCGGAACAGGGGACUUCCGCAUGCCGAUUCUCUAUGAUCUAGGGGAGAGCGACAGCGAGGAGGAGUUCGUUACGAUAUCUACCGGAACCAUGCGGAGAAGGAGUCCAGGUGCGGAUGGAGAGAUACCAGACAGCGAAGUCGUCGAGGACAAGAUCCCAUCAAGAAAGGGAAGGGCGGGUAGAGGCAGAAGAAGAUGA